CCCGGGCGGCGUGCAGGCGGCGGCGAGCGCUCAGCGGCUCGGCUCUCCCCGCGCCCCGCCGCGCCGCGCAGCGCAGCGCACAGGUCGGCUAAGUCGAGAGCCUCAGACUGUCAGCACCAGGGAGAGGCAAAGUCCGGGCAAAACUCCUUUGUCAGAGUCAGUGGAGAGAGGGCUAGAUCAGAGCACCGCUAGAUGUCACUCUGAGCCCUUGGGAGCCAUGUCUGGGCCCCGUUCACAGGCCGAGGCUGGCACACUGGCCAUGUGCAGCCCUGAGGAGGCGGCCCUGCUCCGGCUAGAGGAGGUCUUCUCAGCCACUCUCGCCCGAAUUAACAGCCGUGUCCUCCAGCCCCUGUUCACGGACGCCCCAGAGGCCUCGGACCCCGAGAGCAGAGAAUGCCUGCAGCUCCUGCAGCAGCUGCACAGGAGCUCCCAGCAGCUCUGGGAGGUGACAGAGGACAGCUUGCGUUCACUGCGGGAGAGGCUGUGCCACCCAGACACCAUCGGUCUAGAAUCUCUGCUGCUGCUGCGUGGUGCUGACCAUGUCCUGCAGGUCCAUGUGGAGUACAUCGAGUCCUACACAAACUGCGUGGUGAUGCAGGCCUUUCAGAAGGCGGCAAAGAGGAGGAGCGACUACUGGCGGCGCCAGCGGAAGGCGCUGCGGCAGCUCCUAUGGGGCGUGAGCUCCGAGGGCUCGGUGGGCACCGCGCUGGUCCAGGCCCUCCGCCAGCCACUCACUCAUCACGUGCAGCAGUAUGUGCUCCUCUUGCUGAGCCUCAGGGACACCAUGGGGGAGCGUCACCCCACCCAGGAGCUGGUGGUACAUGCAACCACCCUCUAUGGGAACCUACAGUCCUUCGUGAGGCAGGCUCUGGACCAGGCCGUGGCCACGCAGGCCCUCUGGCGCACGCUGAGCAGCCGGCCGAGGGACGCACUCUGCACUCCUGCUCGCCGACUCUUGCAGGACAGCCAGGACGUGCCCGUGACGGUGACCCCACUGCGGGCAGAGCGGGUGCUGCUCUUUGAUGAUGUCCUCGUCCUUCUGCAGGGCCACAAUGUCCACACCUUCGACCUGAAGCUGGUGUGGGUGGAUUCUGAGCAGGACGGGUGCAUGUUUCACCUCCUCACACCCGAGGAAGAGUUCUUUUUUGGCUCCAAGGACCCCCAGGGCCAGGUGGUCUGGCAGUGGAAGGUGACGCAGGCCGUGUGCCAGGCCCUGCGUGGGAAGAAGGACUUCCCGCUGCUGGGGGCGGGCCUGCAGCCCUCCAAGCCGCCCAUCUGCCGCUCCAUGGCAUACACCUUCCUCGCAGAGGGCCGGCUCUGCCAGGCCACCUAUGAGGGCGAGUGGUGCCAGGGCAGGCCCCAUGGCAAGGGAACCCUGAAGUGGCCAGACGGGCGGAAUCACGUGGGGAAUUUCUGCCAGGGCCUGGAGCACGGCUUUGGCAUCUGCCUGGUGCCUCAGGCCUCUGAGGACAAGUUUGACUGUUAUAAGUGCCACUGGCGGGAAGGCAGCAUGUGCGGCUAUGGCAUCUGUGAGUACGGCACCCAGGAGGUGUACAAGGGCUACUUCCAGGAGGGCCUGAGGCAUGGAUUUGGGGUCCUUGAGAGCACCCUGCAGGCCCCUCAGCACUGCAAGUACACGGGCCACUGGGAGCGGGGCCAGAGGAGCGGCUAUGGCGUCGAGGAGGACGGUGACAGGGGGGAGCACUACAUUGGCAUGUGGCAGGCUGACCAGCGACAUGGGCCGGGGAUCAUGGUCACCCAGGCAGGAGUCUGCUACCAAGGGACCUUCCAGGCAGAUAAGAUGGUGGGCCCAGGGGUCCUCCUCUCUGAAGAUGACUCCUUGUACGAGGGCACCUUCACCAGGGACCUGACCCUCAUGGGGAAGGGCAAGGUCACCUUCCCCAAUGGCUUCAUCCUGGAGGGCUCCUUUGGCAGUGGGACAGGGAGAGGACUGCAUACUCAGGGUGUGCUGGACACAGCUGCCCCCCUGCCUGACCCAUGCAUCACCUGCAAGAGGCAGCUGGGCCUGGGCGCCUUCCCCGUGGAGAGCCGCUGGCAGGGUGUCUAUGGCCCCUUCUGGGACUUCAUACGUGCAGGCUGCCCUGGGGACCUGCAGGAGGCCCUGCUGGGCUUCCACGUGCAGAGCUCGAGGGAACUGCGCAAGUCCCAGGAGUACCUGUGCUGCGAGAGAACCCAACUGGAUGACAGUGCGGGAAGAAUGGAAGACAUCCUGGAGGAGCUGCUGCAGCACCGGGACCCCGAAGCUCUGCAGCAGUGCCUCAGCAAGGCUCUGAGCAACUCGCUGCAUCCCCUGGGAAAGCUGCUCCGGACUCUGAUGCUGACCUUCCAGGCCACAUACGCGGGUAUUGGGGCCAACAAGCAUCUGCAGGGGCUGGCCCAGGAGGAGGUGAAGCAGCAUGCCCAGGAGCUCUGGGCUGCCUACAGGGGUCUGCUGCAGGUUGCCUUACAGCGCAAGGGCCAGGCCCUGGAGGAAGAGGAAGACACAGACACAAGGGACCGGCAGGUGCACGGAUUGAUGCUGCCCCUCAUGCUGCCCAGCUUCUACUCGGAGCUCUUCACCCUCUACCUGCUUCUUCAUGAGAGAGAGGACAGUCUCUACAGCCAGGGCAUCACCAACCUGAGCCUGUUCCCCGACACCAAGCUGCUUGAGUUCUUGGAUGUGCAGAAGCACCUGUGGCCCCUCAAGGACCUCACACUGACGACCAAUCAGAGACACUCCCUGGUGAGGGACAAGUGCUUCCUGUCGGCUACUGAGUGUCUGCAGAAGGUCAUCAGCACGAUGGACCCCCGGGAGAAGCUGCAGGUGCUGGAGAGGACGUAUGGAGAGAUUGAGGCCACUGUGUCUCGGGUGCUGGGCCAGGAGCACAAACUGCCCAUGGAUGACCUGCUGCCACUGCUGCUCUACGUGGUGUCACGUGCCCGAAUCCAGCACCUGGGGGCCGAGAUCCACCUGAUCCGCGAUAUGAUGGACCCCAUCCACAUAGGGGGCCUGUAUGACUUCCUCCUCACGGCCCUCGAGUCAUGUUACGAGCACAUCCAGAAGGAAGACAUGCACCGCUUGCCCAGCCGCCGGGACUCUGGGGAGCCCUGGUAGCUUGGCCUCUCCAGGACAAACUGCCGUGGAUUUCCCGUGGAGCGAGCAUGGCCCAGCCUGGCACCUUGUGGCCCAAAGAGCAGAGGGCAGCUCUUGGAGGCGGCUCUUGGAGGAGAUGAAUGUUGAGUUUCUC
This is a messenger RNA of Rhinolophus ferrumequinum (greater horseshoe bat), 3248 nucleotides long. RefSeq names its product ALS2 C-terminal like (gene ALS2CL). The record is from RefSeq and is a predicted model, not a curated record. NCBI's taxonomy places the organism in Eukaryota, Metazoa, Chordata, Mammalia, Chiroptera, Rhinolophidae. The transcript is spliced from 28 exons. Bases 218 to 3115 code for a protein of 965 amino acids.